CCUCCAAAUGCCCCGAAGACGCGCAAAAAAACAAACAAACAAAAAAAAAAACGCCAUAUGUUUCUCCGCCCGUCCUUCGUCUUCUUGUCGUCACGGUGACGACGUAAACAACGCGAUCAGUGAUUCUGCUUCCAAUCCUCACCCUUUCUCCCUGUUUCUUCUACCCGUAAAACUCAGGAAAAACAGCAUCUUCUCUUCUUCUUCUUCUUCUUCUCUUGAAGAUGGAUGCAAGAAGAGCAGGGAGAUGAUGCUGUUAAGGCGGCGGCGUAGUGCGGUGAUGCAGGUGGCGGCGGCGGGCUGCCUCGUCCUUGCCGCUGCCUCCGUCUCCCUGUUCUUUUUCCUCUGCUUCCGAGGCAGAGCGGUGGUCGUCAACCGGGGGGUGGCGGGCGGCGACGGGUGGAGGAAUUUGGGAUUGAAGGUGGAAGAGAAAGGAAGAAGAUUUCACGAGGAGUGUAAUUUGUUCGAUGGGGAGUGGGUAUGGGACGAGAGAUAUCCGCUGUAUGAGUCGAAGGGUUGCCGGUUCUUGGAUGAGGGAUUCCGGUGCUCGGAGAACGGGAGGCCGGAUAACUUCUAUACCAAGUGGCGGUGGCAGCCCAAGCAUUGCAAUUUACCCAGAUUUGAUGCCAAGAAGAUGCUUGAAAAACUACAAAACCGACGGUUGGUAUUUGCGGGUGACUCCAUAGGAAGAAACCAAUGGGAGUCUCUACUGUGCAUGCUUUCUUCAGCCGUCUCUGACAGGGGUUCUAUCUAUGAAGUGAAUGGCAACCCUAUUACCAAACAUAAGGGCUUCCUAGUGUUUAAGUUCAGGGACUACAAUUGCACUGUGGAAUAUUACAGGGCCCCAUAUCUGGUGCUCCAUGGUCAAGCCCCAGCUGGAAUGCCAGCAAAAGUGAAGUCAACACUUAAACUGGACGUUAUGGAUUCGAAGUCGUCCCGAUGGAGGGAUGCUGAUGUGCUGAUCUUCAACAGUGGCCACUGGUGGAAUUAUGAGAAGACCAUUAGUGGUGGACAUUAUUUUCAAGAAGGGAGGGAGGUGAAGAUGGGGAUGAGUGUGGAAAGUGCUUACCAGAGAUCAAUCAGGACAUUGUUUGACUGGGUCAAUCGCGAAGUUAAUACGAGUAAGACUCAGGUCAUCUUUCGUACGUAUUCUCCAGUGCAUUUCAGCGGCGGGGAUUGGAAGAGAAGAGGACACUGUCACUUGGAGUCAUUUCCUGAAUUCAACUCUUCACGGUUUUCACUGAAAACACGGACCUGUCUGUUAGACCUAUUCACAAAUGUAUCCAUGGAGUAUUCUAGUCAAGCUAUGAUGCCAGAGUUGGAUUUGUUGAAUGUGACCCUGAUGACAGUGCAAAGAAAAGAUGGUCAUCAGUCCUUAUAUCACCUUGGUCCUACAGCCCGCCCCCAACAUCACAUGCAGGAUUGCAGCCACUGGUGCUUACCUGGGGUUCCAGAUGCCUGGAAUGAACUCCUCUAUGCCCUCUUCCUUAGAUGGGAAUCCAAGGUCCACCAAAAUUUAUUUGUUUCAGGCAGCAGUGGAGUGAAGCUUGAUCAGUGAAGUGGUUGUGACUUCUAUUCGAAUCGACUUGCAUCCGGUUCCAUGAUGCAUCUUGCUGUUUAAAUGGAAUACUUUCCAAAGUUGUUUUUGAAGAAAUUCUCUUCAGAGUCGUUGGAAUGAUGCAAGUCUUUUCGGCUGGUUUUUUCAUGCACAGGACAACACCACUUAGAUAUUCAUGAGACCUGGUGUUAUGUGCUAUAAAGUGUUUCAGAAUAGAGAAAUAAUUGGCAUGCCAGUGUGCAUACCCAAUUGGAACUGGCAAUAUCCAAGAAUAAGGAAGCAAUGUCAAACUAUAGAGAAAGAUUACAUAUCAAUUCAAUUUCAAACUCUCGCGAUCUCAUUCUAUUAUCUAAUUCAAAACAUAAUAGAGUUGUCUUGUUUAGUUUGUUCUGUCCUUUUCUACAUUCCUUCUCCAUUUAGGGUGAUUAUAUGAUGUAAGAACAGAUAGAAAAAUGAUCUUGGUGUAAAGCUCAAGUUUACUCCUCUUUUUUUUCUGAGCAUAGUUGAAAUGUUAUGCUUCCCUCAAGAAAGAAA
Messenger RNA from Phoenix dactylifera (date palm), 2089 nucleotides. RefSeq names its product protein trichome birefringence-like 11. The record is from RefSeq and is a predicted model, not a curated record. Lineage: Eukaryota; Viridiplantae; Streptophyta; Magnoliopsida; Arecales; Arecaceae. Gene Ontology annotation, cellular component: Golgi apparatus. Gene Ontology annotation, molecular function: O-acetyltransferase activity.